Messenger RNA from Perca fluviatilis (European perch), 1891 nucleotides. RefSeq names its product nuclear receptor coactivator 7 (gene ncoa7a). The record is from RefSeq and is a predicted model, not a curated record. The transcript has 6 exons. Gene Ontology annotation, cellular component: nucleus. Gene Ontology annotation, biological process: regulation of transcription by RNA polymerase II; response to oxidative stress. Lineage: Eukaryota; Metazoa; Chordata; Actinopteri; Perciformes; Percidae. The coding region runs from base 459 to 1142 and encodes 227 amino acids.
ACACACACACACACACACACACAGUUAAAGAUGAAAUAAAAGCCCUCUGUGGCUCUUUAACUGCAGGUUAACGUCAGGGCAGGACAAUAAACCUCUACAGUUUAAACAAGCAUUUGUAAAUUAAUUGGUUUAUAAAAAUCAUCAAGUAUCCCCUUACAGUAACUGAGGCACCAAAGUGCCUGGCAGUUAUCCCAGAGGUUAUGGGAAAUCCCAGUCUCUAUAUAUGGACAUCCUAUCUCAAUCUCCCUCCCAUUUUCCCAGAGCCGCGCUUCACUUUCCUGUUUGAGAGAAUAGAAACUGUUCCGUAUCAGAGCUAACCAAUGAGAAGCCUCUCCACUCAAGUUUCAAACCAAUAGCAUUUCAGACAAACAGAGUAAAAGUAGCCCAGAUGCAUAAGGGAUGGAUGUGGUACAUGUGGUACUGCAGAGCGCAGAGCUUGACAGAUAAAAUCAGGAAGAAUGAAGCUGCAGUCAGACAAUUUCAAGGUGUUUUAUUUUGCCAGUGACUGUAUGGAGCCAUAUGUUGAGAUCAUCACAAUGAAGGACUCCAAGCGGCGCCAGAGUCUGAGUAGCUCGGUGGACUCUGAGGCAGAGGAGCCCGAGUACCAGGAGGAAGCUGAAGGUGCCCUCCCUGUCCUCUGUGACCGCAGCCACCUGCUGGAUGACCAACACCUGGAGAAACUUGCUGCUCACAUGCCAGCAAGGACCCAGGGCUAUCCUUGGCAACUGGUCUACAGCACAUCCAUCCAUGGGAGCAGUCUGAAGACUAUCUACAGGAACACGACAAGCCUGGACAGCCCUGUGCUGCUGGUCAUCAAAGACAUGCAUAAUAAGGUGUUUGGGGCGUUUUCUUCUGAUCCAUUCAAAGUCAGUAAAUACUGCUAUGGCACAGGGGAAACCUUUCUGUUCAGCUUCAACUCUGACUUCCAGGUAUACAGGUGGAGCGGCGAGAACUCCUACUUUGUGAGCGGCAACUUGGAAUCUCUGCAGAUUGGUGGAGGGGGGGGCGGAUUUGGCCUGUGGCUGGACGCUGAUCUGUACCAUGGUUCAAGCUUCUCCUGUCCCACAUUCCGCAAUGCGUCGCUCUCCACACAGGAAGACUUCAUUAUAAAAGACCUCGAAGUCUGGACUGUGGGAACUUAAGAGGACAACAUCUGAAAAGACCCCACUGUCCGGACUGGAGUUAGAAAACUUCCAAAAUGUCAAGGCGUACAUGUGGUUUUAGCCACUACUGUACAAACCCUGAAAGAGCAGGUGCUGUCAUCUGGGCACCUGGCUGAGAUUAGCCCACAUACAGAAGUAAAAGUCUUUUGGUUCUCAUGCUGGACUUUCUGUUUAUGCUGGUGUGAUCUGUGCCUGUUUAAGACAAGUGGCCAGAUGAAAUCCUGUAAUUCAGGGUCCUGCUGCUUUAAACUACCGGCUAUUCAUCAAUAGCCCCGUGCUAAGACCAGUCAGUCACUGGCAUCUGACGCUUUAAGCCCCCCCAUGCCCUCCCUUUGUGGUGGGGAGCAUUAUAAUACAAAGUUCACAGAAACACUGUUGAAUAAAAAAGUUUGUAAUGACUGUAAGCGCAUUGAGGAUUUAAGGAAAUAUUUUUAUUUUUCUGUCUAACAGCCACAUGUUUGUGGAAUUUAAAAUGUGUUUACAGUAUGUGUAAGGUUUACGAAACAUACUUGGCACCAAAGGGUCCGUAUAAACUAAAAGGUUAAACAAUUAAUUUAUUGGAAAAACACUGUAGUACGCCCAAUGUCCUAAAUGUACUCUAAUUGCACUUGUUUUUUUUCUAACGUGAUGUCUGGCUUUAAUGUUGUUCUCCAUUUGAAGACUAUUGCUGCAGGUGAAGACCUAAUCACUCAGGUCAAUAAAAGCAUUAGGUUGCACUAUAAACAACG